Messenger RNA from Closterium sp. NIES-65, 501 nucleotides. The record is from the annotation of a GenBank genome assembly. NCBI's taxonomy places the organism in Eukaryota, Viridiplantae, Streptophyta, Zygnematophyceae, Desmidiales, Closteriaceae.
AUGCUUGCUUUGGCCGAGAGAUGGGAGGAAAAGAGGAGAGCGGGGGCGGAGGCGCUAAAGGGAGCAGGAGGGUGGAUGGAGGAGCAUGGAUGGAGGAGCAUGGAUGGAGGAGCAUGGAUGGAGGAGCAUGGAUGGAGGAGCAUGGAUGGAGGAGCAUGGAUGGAGGAGCAUGGAUGGAGGAGCAUGGAUGGAGGAGCAUGGAUGGAGGAGCAUGGAUGGAGGAGCAUGGAUGGAGGAGCAUGGAUGGAGGAGCAUGGAUGGAGGAGCAUGGAUGGAGGAGCAUGGAUGGAGGAGCAUGGAUGGAGGAGCAUGGAUGGAGGAGCAUGGAUGGAGGAGCAUGGAUGGAGGAGCAUGGAUGGAGGAGCGCGAGAGGAAGUGCAAGGCGAGGAAUCUAGAAUGGAUGGGAUGGGGGUGAAGCUGCAGCGAUUCUUGAGGCGCCUCAAAAAGCACCUCUAUGCUUUAGGAUGGAUGCGGGUGAAGCUGCAGCAGGAGAGGCUGUGA